Closterium sp. Naga37s-1 is the source of this 1758-nucleotide messenger RNA. The record is from the annotation of a GenBank genome assembly. Lineage: Eukaryota; Viridiplantae; Streptophyta; Zygnematophyceae; Desmidiales; Closteriaceae.
AUGCAGGCGCUGCGGGAAGUGGUACUGUGGCCGAUUAAGUACGCCAAAGAGGCCGCCGCGCUAGGCCUAAAGUGGCCGUCAGGUGUGCUCCUGUACGGCCCACCAGGCACAGGCAAGGUGAGACUGUCGUCAUCCAUCUUCGGAGCAUACGCGGGGGAGAGCGAGAGGCGGUUGAGAGACGUCUUUGAUGCGGCCAGGGGGGAAAAAGAGGAGGAGGGGGUACUGGGGGUAGGAGUUAGAGAGGGAGUUACUGAGGGAGGGGCAGAGGGAGGGGCGGAUGUGCGGCCGUCCAUUGUGUUCAUCGACGAGAUUGACGUGCUGUGUCCCAAGAGAGACUCCAGAUUGGCGUUCUGCAUCAUCCCAAACGAGACUCCAGAACCAAAGAGCUUUCUUCUCCUUCCAACCGCAAUGGACUCUCACUCUCAACCUUCUUCUCCGUCUCCCCCUCACCCCAUCACCCCCUCCCCCCCUCUCCCCUUCUCCCCUUCACCCCAUCACCCCAUCCCUCCCUCUUCCCUUCUCCCCCUCUCCAACGCCCAGCUGCACGCACGCUCCCUGCCUCUGCAUGCUGACGUGGACAUGCGCCAGCUGGCGGCGCGCUGCAAGGGCUACGUGGGUGCUGACCUGGCAGCCGUGUGUCGCGAAGCUGCUCUCGCUGCUGUUAUGGAUCUGGCUGCUGGGGAGGAGGAGAGGGGAGGGGGGAUGGUGGAGGAAGGGGAGUCUGGAGGAAAAGAGGCGAUGGGAGAGAAGCGAACAGAGAAGCGUCUGCAGAUGGCAGUGGAGUGGCCGCUGCAGCACCCUGAAGCCUUCUGGCGCCUUGCUCUCACCCCCCCCAGAGGAGUGCUGCUGCACGGGCCACCUGGGGGAGGCAAGACCAUGCUCGCCCUCGCCGCUGCCCACGCCUCCAAGGCAACUCUCUUCUCUCUCAGGUGUGCUUCCUUUCAUUUGAGUCGUCCACUCACGGAUCCUCGCUCUCACCCCUCCCAGGGGCGUGCUGCUGCAGUGCACGGCCUACCUGGAGGCGGCAAAACAAUGCUCGUCCUCGCUGCUGCCCAUGCGGAUCACGCUCUUCUCUCUCAGCGGUGCAGACCUCUUUUCCAUGUACGUGGGCGAGGGGGAGGCGAUGCUCAAAGACACAAGCUGUGGCUGACCUCUGUCCAUCCCUCUGUUCCCUCCUGCACCCAUCCCCUUCCCAUCUGCAGCGGUGCGGAUCUGUUUUCCAUGUACGUGGGCGAGGGGGAGGCGAUGCUGAAAGACACGUUCCGAUUGGCUCGCAUGGCGGCUCCCAGCGUGGUGUUUGUCGAUGAGGUGGAUGUGGUGGGGGGCCGCAGAUCCGAAGCAGAAAGCUCAGGAAGUGGAGGUGGAGGGGGAGGGGGGGGCGGAGGCAGCGUGGGAGAGAGGCUGCUGGCGGCGCUGCUGACUGAAAUGGACGGGCUUCAGUCGCUCACUGCUCCCAGCGCACCCUCAAGCACCACAAGCAACACACGACAAGGCAGUUCAGACGCCACCUCAGCUCCCUCCUCCUCCGCUCCCUCCUCCUCCUCCUCAUCGUCAGUGCUGGUGAUAGCAGCAACCAACCGCUUCCAAGCCCUGGAUCCCGCCAUCAUUCGGCCAGGGAGGUUUGACUCGGUGAGUGCCCCCACCAUACUCAGUCACUGGUCGCUCUGUCACCACGUUCCCCAACCACUUGUUCCUCCCCUUUCAUCCUCCACUACAUGUCACCACUUCCCCGUCCCUUCCAUCCUCCGCGUCAGAUAA